GAGCAUGUCAGAACCAACGCCUUUUUCGUCCAACUUGUCCUCAACCACCAUGCCUUCUGCUGGCGUCGUCGACGCGUUCAAAAAUCUCAUAAGACAUGGAAAACAUCACCAUCAUCGCGAGGACGAGGUCUCCUCUCAAGUUCCAUCUCGUAACCAGAAUCAACAGCAUCAACAGCAACAAUACCACCAGCAGCAGCAACAGCAGCAACAGCAACAGCAAGUUCAGAAUUCUCAUAAGCACCAUCAACCCGAACAACAGACGUCGCCCGCUGCUCGAGAGGUGGCUGAACAGAUAGUAAAAGAGGAGCGGGAAGCCAAGACUCAGAUGCCUUCUUAUAAAGGAUUAGAGAACUUUAAACUCCUAGAGAAGAUGGGAGAUGGUGCCUUUUCUAAUGUAUACAAAGCGUUGGAUCUUACAACCAACACCAAGGUCGCAGUCAAAGUUGUUCGGAAAUUUGAGCUGAAUGCCUCUCAACGUGCCAAUAUUCUGAAAGAGGUACAAAUCAUGCGAGGCGUGCUCCACCCAUCAAUAGUCAAACUCUUAUCAUUUUCGGAAUCUCCAGAGCACUACUUUCUCGUCCUCGAAUUAAUGGAAGGAGGCGAACUAUUCCAUCAGAUCGUCAAACUCACCUAUUUCUCGGAGAAUCUUUCCCGGCAUGUCAUCCUGCAAGUUGCGCAUGGUAUCCGGUAUCUGCACGAAGAACGUGGCGUGGUACAUCGAGAUAUCAAACCGGAAAACUUGCUUUUCGAACGCAUCCCGAUCAUCCCGUCCAAAUCCCCAAUACAUAGGCCGUAUGAUGAAGAAAAGGAAGACGAAGGCGAGUUUAUACCUGGCGUAGGUGGUGGAGGAAUCGGCCGAGUCAAGAUAGCAGACUUUGGGCUGAGCAAAGUGGUGUGGAAUGAGGAGACGAUGACACCAUGCGGAACGGUGGGGUAUACUGCCCCCGAGAUCGUCAAGGACGAGAGAUACAGCAAGAGUGUGGACAUGUGGGCCUUAGGUUGCGUUUUGUAUACGCUUCUAUGUGGAUUUCCUCCAUUCUACGAUGAGAGCAUUAAUGUUCUGACGGAGAAGGUGGCGAGGGGUUAUUACACAUUCCUGAGUCCGUGGUGGGACGAUAUUAGUGCAAGCGCCAAGGACCUGUUAACACAUCUUCUUUGUGUAAAUCCUGCACAAAGGUAUACCAUCGACGAAUUUCUUGCACACCCAUGGUGCAAUGCAGCCCCGGCUCCUCCCCCUCCACCGACGCCCUUCAUAUACAGCCAUCUUCACUCUGCCAAUCUACCCCCUGAUUCACCGCUACUCUCUGCUGCUCGUGGCGGCAGACCCGAAGGUCGUAGUCCGGGCAUUGCAACAUUGAAGGAGGCAUUCGAUAUCACCUACGCGGUCCACAGAAUGGAGGAAGAGGGUGCCCGACGUCGCAAAUACAAUGGCCGUGGUGGCGCUGGUGCCAGAGGAUAUCUGAGUGGCUUAAAUGAAGAUGAGGAGGAGGAGGAGGAGGAGGACCCUUCGGUUUCUAUCAAUACUACUCCUUCCACCCCAAAACAGGUAUCCACCACUAGUCGAACACGGCGGACUGGGCAGAAAGGAUUUGAAUUAGAUAUGGACGGAGCUACUCUGCUUGGACGGCGGCAUCAACGAGGCGUCGCCCGGAAAGGCGCAGGUGGAUUCAGCAGUCCGCUGUCCGGAAAACCUGUCGGUAGCCCUAUGGCCGAAGACAGGGACACUAUCAACCCAGGUAGUCCUAUGAGGAUAACAUAGAAGGUCAUUCAGUGGCAAAGCGAGGCCAUCCGUUACUUUGUCUCAUUCAUCUCCAUCCACGCAUACACGUAGCUCACCUUCUUGCGGACAUACAAAUAUAUCACAGUUGGCGGACCUUUUUACAUUGUAUUACGCACGCUCAACCGCACAUAUUUCACUCUACUCGUAUGUUCCGUCCUUCUGCUCGCUUGAGAAUGCUGCCGCGUUCUGGAGACUCCAUUCCUGUCUUUUCGAUGGAAGUUCUCUUUCGCACCUUUAGGGCGUCACAGUCCAUACACUUCAUAGCUCGAUUUCCAGCUCUCCUGCUUGCAUAUAGGAUAAUGUGUACAUGUACUUUGGUGUUUGUAUGUUCAACUUUUUCCUCAGUAUGAAUUUCAUCAUCAUAUACGCCCCUCCGAGGCC
Molecule: messenger RNA, 2161 nt
Organism: Marasmius oreades (fairy-ring Marasmius)
Lineage: Eukaryota; Fungi; Basidiomycota; Agaricomycetes; Agaricales; Marasmiaceae
Exons: 8
Coding region: 5-1759 (584 amino acids)
Biological process (GO): mitotic DNA damage checkpoint signaling; protein phosphorylation
Cellular component (GO): nucleus
Molecular function (GO): protein serine/threonine kinase activity; ATP binding
Source: RefSeq, a predicted model, not a curated record